AUGGAGGAUUAUAUUUCGGUGGUUACUCGGUACGUUGAUGGAGCAAGCUACUUAGGAACUAGCCCAUUCGGUAGUUCCUCAGAUGAAAAUGAACGAAUGGACAUCUUUCAUGAUGCCGCUGCAGAUAAAGAUGAGCAAGUUGUUGCUCAUCUGAUUGAACUAGGAAGGAACUUACUCGAAAGGAUUAACAGGACAGAGAAGGAGUUGGAAGAAAAAGAACAAGAUAAAUCUGAUAGUGAAUCAAAGAAGGAUGAACCUGAGCAGUCCAUGCAAGUUCAUACCAGCAUCAACCCAAUUCAGAUCAUUGCAGUAGAUUCACAAGAGAAUUCAUCUAAUGAAGGAUCUUCGGUUGAUGGUACAAAGCUCAUUAAGUUUAUGUCAUCUCUGCCAACUAAAAGAGGCGGAGACCGAAGCGGUGGUGAUCGCGGAGGACGAAGUAGUGGAGAUAAUCGUGGAGGCCGAAGUACUGGUAGCGAUCGCGGUGGGAGAAAUGGUGGAAGUGGCCGUGGUGGACGCGGUCUUCCUCCGUUCCAAAACCUGUUAACUGGUGAAGGGAUAAGCGGUGAAGGAUUCACCUAUCCAAUUGAUCCUCGAGUGAAAAGGGAAGGCCAAUAA
Messenger RNA from Impatiens glandulifera, 615 nucleotides. Its product is annotated as keratin, type I cytoskeletal 10-like. The coding region runs from base 1 to 615 and encodes 204 amino acids. Lineage: Eukaryota; Viridiplantae; Streptophyta; Magnoliopsida; Ericales; Balsaminaceae. The record is from RefSeq and is a predicted model, not a curated record. The transcript has 3 exons.